Messenger RNA from Sciurus carolinensis (gray squirrel), 990 nucleotides. It is a transcript of the gene Prss38, whose product is annotated as serine protease 38. The coding region runs from base 1 to 990 and encodes 329 amino acids. Lineage: Eukaryota; Metazoa; Chordata; Mammalia; Rodentia; Sciuridae. The transcript is spliced from 5 exons. Gene Ontology annotation, molecular function: serine-type endopeptidase activity. The record is from RefSeq and is a predicted model, not a curated record. Gene Ontology annotation, biological process: proteolysis.
AUGGCCGCCCCCGCCUCGGGCCCGGGCGCAUCCCGACGCUCUGCCCUGCGGUUCGUGCUGCUCGGGCUGCCGCUCCUGCUGACGCCCCCGGCCCGGGUCGCGGCCGCGGCCCACCAGCAGCCGGCCGGCUCGGGGGUCUCCCUGAGCGGCGCCGUGGCCUGUGGCCGGCGCGCGGUGCAGGGCAGGAUCCUGGGCGGCGCGCCCGCGCCGCAGAGGAAGUGGCCGUGGCAGGUCAGCGUGCAGUACGCCGGCUUCCACGUGUGCGGCGGCUCCAUCCUCAACGAGUACUGGGUGCUGUCCGCCGCGCACUGCUUCGGCAGGGACAAGAGCAUCGAAAUCUUCGACAUGUAUGUGGGCAUCGUCGACCUCCUGACCGCCAGCGAGCACACCCAGUGGUUCGAGGUGAACCAGGUGAUCCUGCACCCCGCCUACGAGAAGUUCCACCCGGUGGGGGCCGACGUGGCCCUGGUGCAGCUGAAGGGCCGCAUCGUGUUCUCCGACUCCGUCCUCCCUGUGUGCCUGGCACCUCCGGACGUGGACCUCACCAACCUCUCCUGCUGGGCCACUGGGUGGGGCGUGGUCACGCAGCAAGGUCACACCUCCAGUGAGCUCCAGGAAGCCCAGCUGCCGCUGAUCCCCAGGGCCCUGUGUGCACUGCUGUACAAAUACUCGUCUUACAUCCUGCCCGACAUGCUGUGUGCCGGGGACAUCUGGAACGUGAGGACUGUGUGCGAGGGUGACUCUGGGGGCCCGCUGGUGUGUGAAUCCAACCACACAUGGCUGCAGAUCGGCAUCGUGAGCUGGGGCCGCGGGUGUACCCAGCCCUUGUACCCUGGAGUGUAUGCCCGAGUCUCCCAUUUCUCAGACUGGAUCCGGUAUAACAUAGAGGCCACACCCCUGCCUCCUCAGCCAGUCCCUGCUCUCUGCCCCCUUCUGGGGGUCCCCGUUGGUGUCCUUGUGGCCACUCUGGGGGGCCUGUUAGUGUUGUGA